UUUUUAAUGUUAUGUAAAGUCUGUAUAUGUGUAGUGAAGACUGAAGGACGCCGCCUGUGAUUGGUGGAGGAGCCGGGGUCAAAGGGAGGAUCAGCGAGGAGGCGCAGAGGAGAGUGAAGAUGGCGGAUAAAGAGAAGAAAAAGAAGGAGAGCAUAUUCGACUUGUCAAAAUACAUUGACAAACCAAUCAGAGUAAAAUUCCAGGGUGGUCGUGAGGCCAGUGGUGUCCUAAAGGGGUUUGAUCCUCUGUUAAACUUGGUGUUGGAUGGCACAAUUGAAUACAUGCGUGAUCCUGAUGACCAGUACAAGCUGACGGAAGACACCAGACAGCUCGGCCUGGUGGUCUGUCGGGGGACAGCAGUCGUGCUGAUCUGCCCGCAGGACGGCAUGGAGGCUAUUCCCAACCCCUUCAUACAGCAGCAGGAUGGCUAAUACACACUCAACCCUGAACACAGUCUCACACACUGUACGCUUUGGGAUUAUGUGACUGUUUUCUAAAAAGGUGUUUGGUUAAGGAAAAUGAGUUUCAUAUUUCAGUUACACCCAGUAUCAUGGAUCCGGACGUCAUUUAGUCAUUCAGAGAUGUAACAUACUACAUUUACACCGCUGGUUUUGUUUUGGCUUCUGUCAGCUAUUUUAGUUUUGUCUUGUUUCUAAAUACGGAUCUGAAUGAUUGAUUAAACUGUGUUGAGUUAUGUUCA
Molecule: messenger RNA, 700 nt
Organism: Astyanax mexicanus (Mexican tetra)
Lineage: Eukaryota; Metazoa; Chordata; Actinopteri; Characiformes; Acestrorhamphidae
Gene: lsm7
Product: LSM7 homolog, U6 small nuclear RNA and mRNA degradation associated
Exons: 4
Coding region: 120-431 (103 amino acids)
Biological process (GO): mRNA splicing, via spliceosome; nuclear-transcribed mRNA catabolic process
Cellular component (GO): U12-type spliceosomal complex; U6 snRNP; Lsm1-7-Pat1 complex
Molecular function (GO): RNA binding
Source: RefSeq, a predicted model, not a curated record